AUUAUAACAUUAUUUAUUGUAUUCCCUCUCCCACUCAAAUCCGAAAGUCGGUUUGUAUUGUAAACCACAUUCUAUAGUCGAACCCAACUCCACCAUACAAAAUACCGAAACCUCCAGACCCAAAGUUUGACGAAUUCAAUCCAACAACACUAAGGUUUGAUCCUCAAUUCACCAUUUCUUUCAGGAUUUCAUGGUUUUUUUGGUGUCUGUCAAUCAUAAUCCUCAUUCUACUUGAGGAUUUUACUCCGAUUCGAUGAAUAUGAGCCAUUUUACCGGUAUUGAUUCUGUUCGAACUCCGACUCCUUCACUAAGAACUGCUGCUCUACCUACUUCGACUUCUAAUUCUGUUGCUGCCUUCCCGGUUUCGGAGGAUGCGAGUAAGAAGAUUCGAAAGCCUUAUACAAUUACCAAGUCGAGAGAGAGUUGGACGGAGCAAGAGCACGAUAAGUUUCUUGAAGCUCUUCAAUUAUUUGAUCGUGACUGGAAGAAGAUUGAAGCAUUUGUUGGCUCAAAAACAGUUAUCCAGAUUCGCAGUCAUGCUCAAAAAUAUUUUCUAAAGAUUCAAAAAAGUGGGAAAAGUGAGCAUGUACCUCCUCCUCGACCAAAGAAGAAAGCAUCUCAUCCAUACCCACAAAAGGCUCCUAAGAAUGCGACCACUCAGCAUCCUGGGAUGUAUCAACCCCUAUCUUCUCCAUUCGAACCAAGAUAUAUUUACAUUCCAGACUCAGCAGCAGGGUUUGGACUUCCUAGUCCAAAUGCUACCUUCUCUUCUUGGAGCUGUAGCCCUGUGCAGACUAUUGAUGUGUCACAAGUACCCAAAGUAUGUGGACCAACAUUGGCACAUAGUAGCAGUAGUGAGAGCACUCCACGGACAUGGAAACUUGGAGAAAUUUCUGACCAAGGAAAUCAGAGCAUGCGAAACAGAGUUAUGCCGGAUUUUGCUCAAGUUUAUAGCUUCAUCGGCAGUGUAUUUGAUCCCACUGUUUCGGGUCAUAUUCAGAGACUAAGAAAGAUGGACCCAAUAAAUCUAGAGACGGCUCUGCUUUUAAUGCAAAAUCUUGCCAUCAACUUGAUCAGUCCAGAAUUCGAAGACCACAGAAAACUGAUUUCAUCAUAUGAUGAAGACAUGAAGAAGGCCAAAUCUGGUAGCCUCUUUAACAGUCUACACAACGUCAGAUCAGACAAUACCAUUAUAUCAGCUUAGAGAAUAAUAAGAUGUCAGGUUGGUUGAGAAGUUGAUAUUGUUGCAUAUAAUGUAUAUAUGCUCAAUAAUACAUUAUGUGGAGAUAUGUCGAGCUAGUCGCACUAGUGGGCGUUCUUGAAUGUAUCCCCUUGUAAAUGAGUAGGAAGUACUUGAUGAUAAACGUAUGCAGUGUAGAUAGAGUGAUUUUACUCUACUUCAUGCCCCGCGGGUUCGAGAUCAGUGUAUAGAGGUUUGAGUACGUAAGGGGCUGUAUUUUGGGGUUUGUUGUAAUAUUAGUUUAGUUAGUUGGGUGUAUUGUAUAUUUUAUAUUAUGAACAAAACGAUAGUUUCCUACAUAAGGUUGGAUCAUGAAGUGAGAUCGUAUUUGUGAAA
Messenger RNA from Cucumis melo (muskmelon), 1576 nucleotides. RefSeq names its product protein REVEILLE 6. The transcript is spliced from 9 exons. Bases 254 to 1204 code for a protein of 316 amino acids. Gene Ontology annotation, molecular function: DNA binding. The record is from RefSeq and is a predicted model, not a curated record. Lineage: Eukaryota; Viridiplantae; Streptophyta; Magnoliopsida; Cucurbitales; Cucurbitaceae.